Messenger RNA from Dentiscutata erythropus, 866 nucleotides. NCBI's taxonomy places the organism in Eukaryota, Fungi, Glomeromycota, Glomeromycetes, Diversisporales, Gigasporaceae. The record is from the annotation of a GenBank genome assembly.
AUAAAACACUUUUACGUCUAAUACUUCAACAAGAAAAUCUUGCUAUAGAUGAAAUGGAAGUAUGUAAAUUCAUGAUUCAAUGUGCUAUUACUCAAUCUUUGAGAACUUUAAACAUAGAAGAUAUUUUAGAAUUGUCAUCGGAAGAUUUAAGUAUUAUAAAAGGAACGUUACAAGAAUUUACUCCGUUAAUUAGAUGGUUUCAAAUUUCAAAUGAAAAUUUUUUAAAAUUUCAAAAAUUGUUUGAAAUUAUUUUACCAAUUCCUCAUAUAGAUUCAAAACUUUUAGGAGUAGAACACUUUGCAAUGAUUUCAAGCUGGAUAGAUAGAAAUAAUACACAGAUAUACAAAACUCAAUUUCCUUAUAAAUUUAAGUUAUUGUAUAGAGCAAGUGAGAAUGGAUUCGAAGUUAAAAAUUUUCAUAUAUUAUGCGAUAAGAAGGGACCAACCGUAACUAUCUCAAAAUUUGCAAGAAAUGGAAAAAUAGUCGGAGGUUAUAACCCAUUAGAUUGGAAACCACAAAACGAAACCAUAGAAAAUACAACAAUACCUGAUUAUCAUAGUUGGUGGGCAACAUCAGAAAGUUUUUUAUUUUGUUUUAAAAACAAGAAAACAAAUUCGAAUUCACAAUGGGCGAAAUUUGCAAGAGUUGCAAGUGUGCAUAGUGCCAUAUGUUAUAAUAGGCAUUUAUGUGGGCCAGCUUUUGGACCUGGUUGGGAUCUGGUGAUCGGUGAACGUUACAAACACGCGUCUUGUUGGGGAUCUACAGGAUACCCUGAAAGUCGUUUAUUUUUUAAUUCAGUUGAAUGGAAUGCGGUGCAUCAUGAAUUAGAAGAUUACGAAGUUUUUCAAGUUAUUAAUAAAUAUUAA